Molecule: messenger RNA, 2905 nt
Organism: Culex pipiens pallens (northern house mosquito)
Lineage: Eukaryota; Metazoa; Arthropoda; Insecta; Diptera; Culicidae
Gene: P5CS
Product: delta-1-pyrroline-5-carboxylate synthase
Exons: 6
Coding region: 276-2657 (793 amino acids)
Cellular component (GO): mitochondrion; cytoplasm
Molecular function (GO): glutamate 5-kinase activity; ATP binding; glutamate-5-semialdehyde dehydrogenase (NADP+) activity
Source: RefSeq, a predicted model, not a curated record
ACCAUUAGUCGAGUGUGAGCCAGUCGGUUGGAAAGUGCCUUCUGAUCCACGGUUCUGAACUCAGAGUCAGAGUCAAGUCAGUCAACCGUUUCGAAAGAAAAGUGAGCCUUAGAAUGAAAACGCUGUGAUUUAUAGUUAAGUUGAGUGACGGUAAAAGUGAAUAAACUUCUCAUCUUGUUAAAAAAGUUAUCUUCCGUUGAACAUCGUUCAGUCCAGUCGCGCUGCGAGAAGAGUUUUAUCGAUAUAGAACGAAAGUCCUCGUAAAAACGUGAAAAAUGUCGAUGUGCUUGCGUGGCUUGGGACUUUACCGCGGUGCCAUGUCCCGGGGCAGAUUCCUUCAGCCGCUGAAAAAUGGCAAAAGUUUCUCGGUUGUAAGCAGUCCCAGCGUUGGCGCGUACCUGGCGAAACAAGUUUCCCGCCAGAAUCGUACGCUGCACUCGAUCCACGAUCGCACCCGGGCAGAGAUUACCGAGCGAAGCCAGCUCAAGUCUGCUCGCCGGAUGGUCGUGAAGCUGGGCAGCGCCGUCAUCACCCGCGAGGACGAGCAUGGAUUGGCCCUGGGACGGUUGGCGUCGAUCGUGGAGCAGGUCGCCGAGUACCACGUGGAGGGUCGCGAGUGUAUUAUGGUGACGAGUGGUGCGGUGGCGUUCGGAAAGCAGAAGUUGACCCAGGAGAUGCUGAUGAGCAUGUCGAUGAGGGAAACAUUGUCGCAUGCCGAUCACACCCGCCAGGACGCUGGUACCAUGUUGGAACCACGUGCGGCCGCUGCCGUUGGUCAGAGUGGGUUGAUGUCCCUGUAUGACGCGAUGUUUGCCCAGUACGGUAUAAAGGUGGCGCAAGUAUUAGUGACUGAACCGGAUUUCUACAACGAGGAAACGAGGAGGAAUUUGUUCACGACGCUGUCGGAGUUGAUCAGUUUGAACAUUGUGCCGAUUAUCAACACCAACGAUGCGGUUAUGCCACCGAUGUUCAUUGUAGACCAGGAGGUGUCCGCUACGGGGAUAAAGAAGGGAAUCAAGAUCCGGGAUAACGACAGUUUAGCUGCUCUGCUUGCGGCCGAGGUCCACGCCGAUUUGUUGAUUUUGAUGUCUGAUGUUGACGGAAUUUACAACAAGCCGCCUUGGGAGGACGGAGCACGUCUGAUGCACACUUAUACCUCGGCCGACAAGGACUUGAUCAAGUUUGGGCAAAAAUCAAAGGUCGGAACUGGUGGAAUGGACUCCAAGGUGACGGCUGCAACGUGGGCGUUGGAUCGCGGAGUUAGUGUCGUCAUUUGCAACGGUACUCAGGAAAAGGCGAUCAAGCACAUCCUCACUGGACGAAAGGUCGGCACGUUCUUCACGGAGUCCACCGUCGAUAAGGCUACCCCGGUUGAUCAGUUGGCGGAGAAUGCUCGCAUCGGAAGCCGCGUAAUGCAGAAUCUUUCGGCGAGCGAUCGUGCCCUGUGCGUCAACACGUUGGCCGACCUGUUGAUCUCCAAGCAGCCGCAAAUCCUGGAAGCCAACGCGAAGGAUUUGGACGAGGCGAAAAAGUCCGGCCUGGCAAAGCCACUUUUGUCGCGCCUCUCACUAACUCCGGCCAAGCUGGAGAGUCUUGCGGUGGGCUUGCGGCAGAUCGCGGACGACAGCCACAGGAAUGUUGGUCGCGUCCUUCGCCGGACGAAGCUAGCCGACGGGCUUGAACUGAAGCAAAUUACGGUGCCGAUUGGAGUUUUGUUGGUGAUUUUCGAGUCCAGACCGGAUUCACUUCCGCAGGUCGCUGCACUGGCUAUGGCUUCCGGCAACGGUCUCCUGCUGAAGGGUGGCAAGGAAGCUGCGCACAGCAACCGGGCGUUGAUGGAACUGGUUAAGGAGGCGCUCGGUACGGUUGGUGCCCAAAAUGCAAUCUCGCUGGUGUCUACUCGCGAAGAGAUUAGCGAUCUUCUUUCCAUGGAUCAACACAUUGAUUUGAUCAUUCCGCGAGGAUCGAGUGAGCUUGUGCGUGGUAUUCAGGAAAAAUCACAACACAUUCCCGUUAUGGGACAUGCCGAAGGUAUCUGUCACGUGUACGUUGAUAAGGAAGCAAAUUUGCAGAAAGCCCUGAAAAUUAUUCGCGAUUCCAAGUGUGACUAUCCGGCGGCUUGUAACGCAAUGGAAACCCUGCUAAUUCACGAGGAACUGUUGAGUGGAAGCUUCUUCGCCGACGUGUGCAACAUGCUGAAACGGGAGGGUGUCAAAAUUAAUUCGGGACCCAAGCUAAACCAGUUGCUGACGUUCGGACCACCGCAGGCAAAGUCUUUGAAGCACGAGUACGGUGCACUCGAGUGCAGCAUCGAGGUGGUGAAGGACCUGGAGGAAGCGAUCGACCACGUGCACGCGUACGGAAGUGGCCACACCGAUGUGAUUGUUACGGAAAACGAUUCGAGCGCGCGCUACUUCCAAAACCACGUAGACAGUGCCUGUGUGUUCCACAACGCUAGCAGUCGAUUUGCGGAUGGUUUUCGCUUUGGGCUGGGGGCGGAAGUUGGAAUUUCCACUGCUCGCAUCCACGCCAGAGGUCCGGUGGGAGUGGAGGGCCUGCUAACUACCAAAUGGAUUCUGAGCGGAGUUGACCACGCCGCGGCAGACUUUUCGGAGGGCUCGCGCAAAUGGAUUCACGAAACGCUGCCGGUCGAAUGACUGCGUAAAAGUUGGUGGACUCUAGUGAAAAGAAUUUUUAGUUUAUAAGAGAAAUUUUCGUUAGAUCAUGGUGACCUAUCUAGCAAUAAUUGUGGAAGCUAUUGUUUAAAACGACCCAUUACCUUUUGACAAUAAAUGCCGCCCCCAAAAACGUCCUGUAUAAACCGUAAAUAUUGUCAUUCCGUCAAAUGGGGCGAGUAUGAACAUUACAGCUGAAUAAAGGAGAUAUUUUUGUGUUUUAAUUUUAA